This is a messenger RNA of Silurus meridionalis, 3376 nucleotides long. RefSeq names its product centrosomal protein 76 (gene cep76). NCBI's taxonomy places the organism in Eukaryota, Metazoa, Chordata, Actinopteri, Siluriformes, Siluridae. The coding region runs from base 315 to 2294 and encodes 659 amino acids. The transcript has 12 exons. The record is from RefSeq and is a predicted model, not a curated record.
GGUAGCCGUUGACUCUUUUCAUUAUGGCGUACGCGUAGGCGGGGCACGGUGGCUAGCAACGCGGCGUCUUCUACUGGUUUUGAAAUCCACAAGCGCGCAGUUUUCCGCCAGUAUUUGAUCUGUUAGUGAUUAUAUGUGGGCGUUUACGUUUUUGGUAGCACGUUAAAGCUAUUAGCAUGCAAUAAUAUAACUAAAAUUAUUCGUCUCAUAUAUUUGUGAACGAUGAUUAUAAUUCUGGAAAGUAAAUCACACAUGAGCUAGGUAGUAGGUUUAGCUUUGCGGGUUUGUUUGGAUUCUGUAGAAGCGACUGAGGCAUGUCUCUACCGCCGGAGAAAUCUAAUGAACUAAAACAGAUCAUCCAUGAUCACCUUAUGAAGAUGGACAUUCAGGGGCAGAUCCGGGAUGUUUUAGCAGAGGCAGUAAGAUGUCAGGGGGAUCAGAGGCCACUGUCUGAGGAUGAUCUGCUGAUAGCACUGCAGCGCAGGGGCAUCGUGGAGGACGCCAUGAAGCAGCUCAGCUUCCCCAGUGCAGAACUUUCACAAAUAGAAGAGGAUCUGAACAAGUCUCCAGAACGCAUCACUGAGAAGGGCAUUACACAGAUUAAAACAGCCAAUAUCAAUCCACUGAGGAGAUACUUGUACCUGCAGGUUCUUGGGGGAAAGGCCUUCCUUGAGCACCUGCAGGAGCCAGAGCCUUUACCUGGUCAAGUGUGUUCUACAUAUACACUCCACCUUCACUUCUGCAACCAACGCUUUCACUCCAAACCUGUGCCCUGUGCCUGUGAACCCAACUUACAAGAGGGCUUUCUUCUAGAAGUACACCGAGCUGGUCCAGGUGAUGCCAGUAAGAUGGCUGAUGCCACCACCAUGUUGUCCAUUUGUGACCCAGUGCACAUGGUGUUGAUACGGACAGACACAGCAGGAGACACAACGCUCGUCUCCUCUUAUUUCUUUGACUGGCGAUCUGUUCUCAGUGCCCCCAAUGGAAAGACAUCAGUGUCUGUGGAGCUGCUUGGUGUAGGCAGUGAGUGUAAAGUGCCUGCUGGUGUCCUUAAUCUCAGGCUGGAACUGUACCCUCCACUUAGUGAAACUCUGAGCCCUGAAGUAAUCAGCACACAGAGGUCACUGGAGCGCCAGAAAUCUGCAGAGAAAGAGCGCUUGUUUCUGGUUUAUGCUAAACAGUGGUGGAGGGAGUUCUUAGAAAUACGACCUUCUCACCAAUCCAAGCUGGUGAAGAUCUUUGCUCAAGAUGAGAAUGGGGUAAACCGCCCGGUGUGUUCAUACGUACGUGUGUUGCGUGCUGGCCGGCUGUUGGAAAGUCCGCGGCAGGCAGCUCGCUUUGUGAGUCUGCUGGCUCAGGAGAGGGCGCCUGUGCUGGGUGGAGGAACACGGCAUGAGCAGUGGUGCAGUAUGAUGGCAUUCCUCUGUAGGAACAAGGGUGACUGUGAGGACCACGCCACACUCCUGUGUAGUCUGCUGCUGGGUUUUGGCCUAGAUGCUUAUGUGUGUGUGGGCACCAAAGCUAAAAACACCCCCCAUACCUGGGUGAUGACCAGUGGUACUGAUGGCACAGUCACUUUCUGGGAGAGUCAGACAGCUCACAGAUACCUACAUCAGCCAGUAGACCCUGAGGCCCCCCCACUAGUUGCUCAGCCCAAACCAACCUACCCAUACCGCACAAUUGGUUGUGUUUUCAACCAUAAGACUUUCUUGGCUAACUGCCAACCUUCAGACUUGGUGGAGUUGUGCGUGUUUGACUUCACGGAUGCUUCCCGAUGGAAGGCUAUGAGUGAAGAAGCUGUUUCUUCAGUUUGUGCCCCCAGUUCAACUUCUUCUCUACCUCCUACUCCUCCUCUCUGUCCUCCCUCGGUGCAGGCCAGCGAUGCCAGUAACCAUCUAGAGCUUGAGCUACGUUACUUGGUUACUGAGCACAGGAAGGAUAUUGGUCUGGCUACAGUAUGGGAUGAUCACCUGUCAUACCUGCUCUCCUCUGCUCUGGCAGCCUAUGAGCUGGAGCGCUGUACAGGCAUGUCCUGUGGAAACGAGGAAUUUCAGGAUGCUGUUCGGAGAGCUGUUCCAGAUGGACAUACAUUUAAAGGAUUUCCUAUUCAGUUUUUACAUCGAAAUGCACGCAGAGCUUUUGCUACCUGCCUCAGGUCACCAUUCUGUGAGGAGGUUGUGUCAUGUCGAGGAGAUCAUGUCCGUCUGGCGGUACGAGUGCGUGUGUUCCCCUACCUCGAAUCAGCCUCUGCUGUAUGGAUCAUGUUCGCUUGCAAGUACAGAUCAGUGCUGUGAUCAUACAAAACUCAGUGUGUGCGCCGUUUAUAAAUUGUGUAAUAUGGGAUUUUAUUUUGGCACAUUUGGUCAGUCUUCAUAGAAUUUUAUUAUUUAAUACAUUUUCAAAUUUUUUGUCAUUAUUUAGCUAUAUUAAUAUCCAAGACAUAAAUAUUGUUUGUUAGGCCUUUUUUAAAUGUGUGUUUAAAGACUUUUAUUAAAAUGUGUGUUUUCUAUUGACUAGAUCCUGUGUUGGAGUGUAGUGUUAUUGUACAGUAGGAUUUUUGUACAGUUUACUCUUAAAAUAUAUAUUUAAUUGUUUCUGGCCCUCAAUUUAAAUACAAAAACUCAUAAGGACAGUCGUGUUUUCAGAAUUUUCAAAAAUCUAAAUCUGAAAUACAGUAAUCCCCGCAUUAUUGCGAUUAUUUUACGCCCACAGUUUAUCGAGGAAUUGCAUUUGCCACAUAACUAAUUUGUUUAGCUGAUUUUCCCGGUCUCUAGCACGAUAGACCAAAAAAUUAAAGGGAGUUGUUUUUAUGUUCAAAUAAUAAAUAAAAAUAUAAUUAUAAAAAGAAGUAAAAUGUAAAUACAAUACAGUACUGUAUACAUAAAAUAGCAUUUUUAGGGUGGCAUCAGUUUAUCGCGUUUUUUUUUUUUUCUCAUUAAUUGUCGGCGGUUUUGGAGCGUAACCACGGCGAUAAAUGGGGGAUUACUGUAUCUGUAAGGUCCCACAUUUCUCAGUUUACACAUCAUGAAAGAAAUCAAACCAAGACCCUAGCUUUAAAUGAAUGUCAUUUUAACUUUGAUUCAAUCUUGAGACACUUUUUUUUUUAUUCAUUAUUUGCCAUACUCCAUCAUCAUAUGGCAAAAUAUUUUGAGAAGUAUGAGAUAUUUUGUGACAAGUAAACUAGAUUGUUAAUAUGUCGAAGAUUUGAUAUAAGUCAGAAUUGUGAUGUCACCAUUUCUUCAACCUCAUGAUGUUCUAAGCUUUCUUUUUGUAAAACACAAUAUAUGAUUUUAAAGUCAAUAUUUGUCCAUAUAAUGAAAGUCAUUGGUGACUAAAUUGUUACUUCUGGUUUAAAUAUAAAACAUUUUUUAAGAUA